Monoraphidium neglectum is the source of this 1671-nucleotide messenger RNA. RefSeq names its product Nicastrin Flags: Precursor. The record is from RefSeq and is a predicted model, not a curated record. Gene Ontology annotation, cellular component: membrane. Gene Ontology annotation, biological process: protein processing. Lineage: Eukaryota; Viridiplantae; Chlorophyta; Chlorophyceae; Sphaeropleales; Selenastraceae. Bases 1 to 1671 code for a protein of 556 amino acids. The transcript has 11 exons.
AUGACGGUUCUGGUGCUGCUGUCACUGGUGGCGCUUGUGGGCAAGCAUGGGGCGCACGGCGCGCCGCUGCAUGGCGCCCCCGAGGCCAAGACUGUGCGUGACGUCUAUGCGCUCAUGUACCGCGAGCAGAAGCGCACCGGCGGCGCAUACCUUCUGCUCAACUCCACUGGUGGCAUUGGCAGCCAGGGACCGCCGGAGGGCCAGCGGGAUGCUGACGGGGCACUUAUCCACCUGCGGCACCUGCCCAACGCAUCAAAGGGCCCCACCGGCGCCGCCAGCCUCAUGGUGCUCGUCCCAGUGGCCGAGUCGGACGCGUUUUUGCGGCGCUUGCUGGCGGAGCCGGCCCUGUUGGCGCGGGUGGCGGGGGUGCUUAUAGAUGACACGGAGCCACCCGCCAGCUACACAUCGCUCCCGGCCUUCCCGGGCGUCGCUUUCGCCCCUUAUCCCGCCGGCGGCCACGCCUGGAACCCCGUGGCCACGCCUGACGCGCCGGGCAGCGGGCAGCUGCGGUGGCCAGUGCCUGUGAUGCUGCUGUCAGAGGGGAUGGCGCGCGACGCCAGGGAGAGGGCCGACUACAACAAGGAGCGGGUGGUCAAUGUGCAGGGCCACCAGGGCCGAGCCUACCAUGCGCGCAUCUCCCUGCCGAUGUCGGCCUCCGGCGACGCUGACUCAGCAUCCGCCCUGAAGGCCGCGACCUGCGCGCCGCUCGGAGGCUUCAGCGUCUGGGCGGCGCUGCCACCCAUCCCCGCGGGCGCCAACGUUACCAAGUCCACCCUGCUAGUGGUGGCCCAGGGCGCGACCGCGCCGCUGUCCGGCCUGGUGGCGCUGCUCGCCGCCGCGUCCGUCCUCGGCGCCGCGCCCGCACCCGGCCUCGAGGGCGCCGCGCAGAACGGUGCCGCGGGCCUGGCGGCUUCUUACAGCCGCCAGAUCGUGUUUUUGGCGCUGGCCGGGGAGCCCUGGGGCUACAUGGGCAGCAAAGCAUUUCUAUGGGAGCUGCAGAGGGGGGGUGUCACCGUGGAGGGGCUCGAUCUGGCGCUGGUGGACCAGGUCCUGGAAAUCGGACCAAUAGGCCAGGCAGCAAUCACCGGAUCGCCGGCGACAGCGGCGUUUUACGCGCACACCCAGCCGGGCGCGGCGUUUGGCAACGCGGGCCCCGUGGUGGACGCGCUGCAGGCAGCUGCCGGGCAGCUGCCGGAGGGGCUCAAGGCGUCUGUGUCUCCAGCCAGCAGCAGCAACCCCGGCAUCCCUCCGUCCUCCCUGAUGUCGUUCCUGAGGGUCAAGCCCCAGAUCGCCGGCGUCGUGUUGACCGAGUUUGACCGGGCGUACCGCAACCCCUACCAAGGCAGCCGCUUCGACAAGGGCGAUAGGGUGGACGGCGGCGCGAUCGCACGCGCGGCGGGGGUCGUGGCGGCGGCCGCGCACGCCCUCGCGGGCGGGCGGCCGGAAGACCUGCAGGCAAACGCCACGCGCCUGCUGGAGCUCGUGGCCUCGUUCUCGUCCUGCCUCAUAGCCCUCGACCCCGGCCUCUCGUGCGCCGCCGCGUCGGCGCUCAUGGCGGCGGGGUACACCGAGGUCGACGGCGUGCGCAGCUACGCGCCAAAACACUACAUCGGGGUACUGCAGGCGCGCGACGGGUCUCGUGUCAUACGGGGCAGGCUCGGCAGCCGUUGA